Messenger RNA from Impatiens glandulifera, 736 nucleotides. Its product is annotated as nudix hydrolase 25-like. Lineage: Eukaryota; Viridiplantae; Streptophyta; Magnoliopsida; Ericales; Balsaminaceae. The record is from RefSeq and is a predicted model, not a curated record. Gene Ontology annotation, cellular component: chloroplast. Gene Ontology annotation, molecular function: guanosine-3',5'-bis(diphosphate) 3'-diphosphatase activity; bis(5'-adenosyl)-pentaphosphatase activity. The transcript has 6 exons. The coding region runs from base 81 to 605 and encodes 174 amino acids. Gene Ontology annotation, biological process: ribose phosphate metabolic process; nucleoside phosphate metabolic process.
CUCUUUCUCUUUCUCUUUCUCUCAAAGAGUUGGUGCUCAUUUUUAGCUCUGACUUUCUGGUUCAUGCUUGAAGGAAAAAGAUGGAAGAUUUACCAUCUGGGUAUCGCCCAAAUGUUGGCGUUUGUCUCAUCAAUUCAAACGAUCAGGUUUUUGUAGCUUCUAGAUUGAAUGUUCCAGGAGCAUGGCAAAUGCCUCAGGGAGGAAUUGAAGAUGAUGAAGAUCCAAAAUCUGCUGCAAUGAGAGCUUUGCGUGAAGAAACUGGCAUAACCUCUACUGAAAUAGUAUCUGAGGUCCCAAAAUGGAUUACUUAUGAUUUCCCACCUGCUGUGAAGACCAAAGUGAACCGUCUUUGGGGUGGUGAAUGGCAUGGCCAGGCUCAAAAAUGGUACCUUAUGAGGUUAAUGAGUAACGAUGAAAGUGAGAUUAACUUAGCCAAUGGAGAAGCAGAUGCUGGUUUCUCGGAUUGGAAAUGGGUUAGUCCCGAAGAGGUUGUUGAACAGGCGGUAGAGUACAAGAGACCUUUGUACGAGGAAGUGAUGAGAACCUUCGAAACAUACUUCGCUGGAACCGCCAAAGCGGCUAAAUGCCUAUCCACGAAAUGGUGAACAUUGUUGAGAAAACGUAUACACAACAAGUGUAGUUUUUUUUUUUGUGUGUAAAUGUGUGGUAUGGUUCAGACAAUAAUCAAGAUGUGGUGUUCCUUAAUUCAUUGCAAUAAGUGUAGUUUUUUUAUUAU